AUGGUCAUUAUGACCACGCACGUGGGCACCCCGGUGUCGGAUUCGUUCCUCGCUAACCCGCAGAUGUGGAUGAACAUGAACGGUCUUGUUGGCAACGGCGUCCAGACCUGGGGCUUCAUCGAGGUCGCCAAGCUCGGGUUCUGGGUACGAUGCAGGCGGGGGAUUACUCUUUCGGAGUUCCAUUACCAAUGGGAGGCAGCCACUAGCCUCCUGGAGGCGACGAAGGGGCUUAGGCUUGCCAAGGUCUGA
Sordaria macrospora k-hell is the source of this 249-nucleotide messenger RNA. RefSeq lists its product as uncharacterized. The record is from RefSeq and is a predicted model, not a curated record. Lineage: Eukaryota; Fungi; Ascomycota; Sordariomycetes; Sordariales; Sordariaceae.